This is a messenger RNA of Cherax quadricarinatus, 618 nucleotides long. The record is from RefSeq and is a predicted model, not a curated record. Lineage: Eukaryota; Metazoa; Arthropoda; Malacostraca; Decapoda; Parastacidae.
GUGCAAGAAGUUCUCGCCAGAAUCUUUAAGAUGGCUGAACAAGAGUUGCUAGUGAGGAGUGCCAACGAUAUCACGGAGACGUGGGUGCUGAAUCUUCUUCAGUACCACCACCACCAUAACCUCUCUGGAAUAGGAGGUACAGUGAGACUGAGAAAGUGGUGUCUACAAGAUUUAAAAUCCAAAGAAACCCUUGGGGGUGGCUGCAGCUCGAGGGUGAUAGUCAAGGUUGAGUACGAGGUAAUGGGCGACGUGGAGCAUCCAGCAACGACAGAGGAACAGCUGAAGGAAGAGACUUUUGUGGUGAAGACUGUCCCCUCACAGGGAGUCAUGGUGGAUAUGUUAACGUCUGAAGGGCUGCACCACAGCGAAGUGAACCAGUACGGGAAGUUCCUGCGGGUGCUGGUGACAUGGGAGGCGGAGCGGCGGGGCGUGGACGUGGGUAUGAUGGCAGAGAUAGUACCCUCACAACGUCUUGGCAGUCAGCGACGACCAUUAUUUCACUCUCGUUCUACCAGACCUCACACAACUUGGCUAUCAGGCGAGUACAUACACGGUGAAAGUCCAGGUGAAGUGCAUUUUGUGCAUUCUUCAUUGACGCGAUAGCUUUUAGCAACAUGG